Molecule: messenger RNA, 544 nt
Organism: Eruca vesicaria subsp. sativa (arugula)
Lineage: Eukaryota; Viridiplantae; Streptophyta; Magnoliopsida; Brassicales; Brassicaceae
Source: the annotation of a GenBank genome assembly
CAAAAUCUUAUUGAUGUUAGAAAUGGCAGCCAAAUUUCACAUCUCUUCUUCCUUUAGUCACAAGGCCAAUGAUUCGACAACUUCAUCAUCUUCCUCGUAUUCAUCGUUGCUUGUUCUGCCUCGAUUCCUCUGUACACCAUCUUCAUCAGGCUUUACACAGUUCAAGCUUCACGCCAAAUUAGGUGGAGGUGAUGGAGAAGUGAAACCGACAGAAAAGAAGAAGUUCAUAACCAAAGAGGAAGAACCAGAACAGUAUUGGCAAAGCGCUGGCGAAAGAGAAGGGGAGAAUCCGAUGAAGACGCCUCUCCCUUACAUAAUCAUUUUUGGUAUGUCAACUCCAUUCGUCAUCUUAGCCAUUGCUUUUGCCAAUGGUUGGAUCAAAGUUCCUAUUCGCUGAGUAUUUCAUUUUCUCUUCUGCUUCCCUUGUUUAAGUCUCUAAACAUGAAAUGAAUCUUAGACGUCUUUUUUCGGCUGUAAAAGAAGUAAAAGAAAACAAAGUAUGCGUUUAUAUUGUAUGAUUCUCGCUUGCAUCUUUCGCUUUUGC